AUGUUGACGGCGAAGCAAGACGAGGUCGGCCGGGAAUUGCGAGUGGCGACCGGAACGAGUCUAAUUGAGUAUCCUGUCAAGGACUGGUUGCUGAGGAGGCAGCCUACAGAAUGGGAGGCGCUGCUAGGAGAAGCAGCGAUCUUCAGUGGACAAGAUGAGCUGCUCUGGGGGCCGUUCGUGGCGUGUGUAUACCGGGAGCCGCGCACAACGCGACUCAAUUGUCUGUUCAUGGACCGGAUAGGGGUCAUGCACCUGCACUCCGUGGACGUGUCGGACACAUCGCGGUUCUACCCCGCGGUGGAAAACCUCAGGCCGGAAUACCGGACGCAGGUUGUGCGCCGGUGCUUGGCAGUCGGGCUGUUGAAAAAGUACGUGCUAUUAGAUCCGUCGGCGGUGCGACUAAUACGGGCCGAGCUGCCGUACGAUUACGACCAGACCACUGCUGGUGACCUGGCGAACACCUGCGAGCUGGUGGAGGGUCAGGCAGCGCGCGAUGUGGGGCAGCUGCUGGUGCGCCUGGGCCUAGUCCAGCCGCGCCACGUGAGGUCGCUGAUGUUGGACGUGGUCUACGAGAACCACGCCGACGUUGUGGAUGCGAACAACAAGCUGGUAUACUACCUGGGGGAACAGCUCGAGCAGUUGUUCGAUCCGCUGACCGAGUACUCGCCGGAGCCGACCGAACUGUCCUAUCGUGUUCCGGACCAGGUGCGCACUUCACUGUCCGACGAGAUGCCCCUGAUGGUGUCGAUAUGCGAAGAGUUGCUCCAGCUGCAGACUAACUUCACGCUGUCGCUCGUUGGGUUUCUUCAGAAGUUCCUGAUUCCCCUAAGAAUAAAAGCGCUGAACGAACAGGUGCCCGGCCUGUCCACCGUGAAAUUGAACAACAUCUUCCCUCCCACGAUUGAUGAGGUUACGCGCAUCAACUGUAUAUUUUUAGAUGCGCUGAAAGCUGCACUACCAUACGGGUCUCUCGAGGUAUUGAAAGCGUGCAGCAUCACUGCUCCAUACUUCUACAAAGCGUAUACGCGGCACGAAGCGGCGACGAAGUUCUUUUCCAGAGAUAUAAAGUCAUUCCUCAGCACAUUCGGGAAGAGUCUAUCGGACCUAAAUUUCUAUUCCGAGAUUAAGCUGGACACUCUAAUACAUGGACCACAGGAAAAGUUGACCAAACUGAAGUUAAUUAUUGAUCGCCUUUUCGAUUCGAAGGACUGGGAAACCAAUGAGGAGCAGAAAGAGGCGGACAGGUGCUACAGGUCGAUAUGCGAUGUUAUCGAUUCAUUUGGUAAAGAUGAGCCACCAAACACUUAUGAUACAAGGGUCUUCACUCCUUCCGGCAAGAUUUUGACCGAAUUGGCGAAGGGUUGGCCAGCAGAACUUCAAUAUAAGUGGCUAAAAAGGCGCGUUGUUGGCGUAUUUGAUGUUAUCAGCGUUACAGACCCAGAAAGUAGAGAUAUUGUUGUGAUAUUCAGUGACUAUAUCGUAUUUCUUCAUGUCAUCAAUGGGAAUUUGUAUUACUCUGGAGAUUCCAAAAAGCCAUUGAUAUCUGACGUCCUGAUGAAUUCACUAAUAAACGAAGUUCCCCUGCCACCAAAGAUACCGAAGCUUGAAGUUCUUUCACACAGUUACAUUGAUGACGUUGUGGUAUCGACAUAUGGUAAAAAUUCGCUCAGAUUUGACACUUUGAAUGCAGAAAGGCCUUCAUCUGUUGCUUACACGUUAGCCUCUUCAUCCGUGGAAGCCUCGUAUGUUGCAGAUCUGUGCACGAAAGCGAGGAUCUUGGAAAAGGAUACAGCAUUUCACCUUUUCAAGACUGCGAUUGACUCCUUCCAUGUAUACUCCACUGCACAUGAAUCAGAAGCAUAUAAAACAGAGCGCAUCAAAUCUCCCUUUGUUUUGUUUUUAAAUAUCCCUGACUCUAUUGGGGCUCUACAGGACCAUAAUGCCACUGUUGGACUAUUUGCGUCCUUAAACAAAAACGAUAAAGUUACACUUGUACGCUUGGGACUCGAUGGUUCACGUGAGGAAUCAUUUGCAUCCUUGGACAAUUUCUUAUCGCUUAUUAUUGAAGAACUUUUGAUCUUUUACCCCUCCUACCUCUCUUCUGCAACAUCCCCCUUAUUUCAACAGCUAAUGCAAAUAAACGAACAACUUGUACAAACGUUACUAGAUCCAAAGGGUGUGCACUCAGCUAGUAAGUCUAAAUGUGCUUUAAGAACCUCAAAGAAAAAGAAGAUGCCUGCAAACUUAGUAUCCACUAAUGAUAAUUCACGAACACUAAGCCCUGGGACGAUCAUUUCUAGAACACCAAGGACCAUUUCCACGAUUACACCAAAACAAGAGAAGAGAAAAAGCGUUGGCCAAGCCAGUAAUAGUCCUGCAAGGGGCAGUAUUUCUACGACUCCACGCAAGCAUAAACGGGAGAGUAUACUCGGUAAAAUAUCUGGGCUUUUCCAUAAGAAAGACAAGAAAGAGAACAAACGGAAUUCCGUUGGGUCCGAUACUAGAAACCGGCAUGACAAUGGUUCAGUUCAUAUUUUAAGAAACUCCUCCUCCUCAUUCAGAGAGCUGGAGAGUCCACGCCAAAUGAAAAGGUUCUCCUCUGUGGUGCAUACGGCGGUGCCAUCUUCAAGUAAGCGUAGAACAUCCGGUAUAAGCCCCUCUAAGGGAACGGUGAACCUCAGGGCUUUACAAGACGCAGAAAACGAUGACAAUGCUGAUAUAAGCAAGAUCCCGAUCCCAGAAGGUGAAUCUCUCUUCGACGAUACCAUUAGGGUGGAUGGGGUUGACGCGGACUUCUACGCACAGAAGGAUCGCCUAUCCAAAAUAUACAAUCAUGACUUAUAUGGUGAAGUUGUCCCUUCAGCACCCGGCUCGAAGAAUGUUAAUGUGGUUUCCGGUGCUACAAGGGAGCAAGAGAAGCAGCAGAACACACAGAAAGCGAUUGCUAGGGAGCUUCUCGCAAGUGUAGACCAACAGAAAAGGCAACCCACCCACUCGGCACCUGCUGAAUCCCAGAUCGUUAUUCCUGGGCUUCCGCAGAGUAAUGUCCCACAGAUUAAUUUCGGAAGAUCGCCAUCUUUCAUUGAACUUUUCGGUGGAAUGCGUUUGGUAUUAGAUGAAAAUGAUGAGAGCGUCAAUUGGAGAAGGUUAUGCAGUGAACGUUCCCUUAAUGAGAAGUACCAAAUUAGACCUGCCACAUACGCUGGGUGCAUCUCCGGCGAACUGGCUCCUCCUGUUGGUAUUAUAUCCGACCAAAGGGACAGCAACUUAUCUGGUGAUAAUGAUGCAGACACACCGCUUCCCAUGCACAGUUCUAACAAGUCUAUAUUAUCUGAUGAAACAUUGGAAAAAGGAGAGUUUGAACGAGACUUUGCAAUUUCCACACCAAAAUCACAAACCGUCAGCGAUGUAAAUGCGCGCAGAGAAACAUGGGGAUAUAGCCAUAGUCACGACGAAGAGAUUGAUAGCGAAAAAAGGGCCAAUACAAAACCCGUUUCUGCCCCUGCACCUAAUGUGAUUCCAGGUCUUAUCAUUACUGCCAAUUCACCAACCAAGCCAUGGCAUAAGGAGAACACUCGUAUCAAGGUGUCCGAUGUUCGCAGCGAAGGAACAGACGUAUCAUAUAUCUCGAGUUUGAAGAAGUCCUCAAAUAGACUAGUCGAAUUAAGCGUGAACUCACAAGAAGACUUCGAAGACGAAAGGCAUACUCCUGUUAUAGAGCCUAUACAAAACCCCGAGGCUCCUUCACUAAUCGAGAAUACAGAAACAGCACCAGUUGCCAGUAACAGCAGUAAUGAAGAAACAUUAUCAAAACUUCUUGGAUCUCAAGGCGUUAUUGAUUUAACCGAAGAAACAAUUGAUUACAGUAGCAUUAAUAGGAAGCAUGCCAGCAUACAAACAGCUUACCCAGUGCUAGACGAUGUUGAAUUCAGCACUUUUCAUAUGAGUUUUGGUGACAUGAAGGCUGAAGACUCACAUUUAGCCAAUCAACGAGAAUCUUAUCUCUUUUCCAACAGCACAAUUGCUGGGAAAAAGGAUGAAUCGCAUGGCCCCGUCUUCUAUAAAUUGCCUGACUUUGUUGCAGAUGAUUCCUAUUUAGGCUACUCUGCCGUUGAUCAACAUGCGAAGCAUGAGCGUAAUACAGAAAUUGGAGAAGAAGAUGAAGCAAUGUGGGUGUCACCAAGCAAAUUAGAUAUCUUUGAUCUGAGCAAGCAACCAGAGAGUGUUUACAAGAGGACAUCAAUUCCUGCUAAACAUGCUGAGUUGCUUUCAAAGAUGAGAAAGGAUGGUUCAGUGAAAUUCGAGGAAUCAAUGUUUAUAAGAGACAACUCCUACGUCUACUUGGGCCAGUUUUUGUCCGCUGAUGAAGUCAUUGAGCAGCAAGAUAAGAAAUUGGCAGCUAACACGGACGAGAUGGAUUCCGCUAGACGUCUUUAA
This is a messenger RNA of Eremothecium gossypii ATCC 10895, 4437 nucleotides long. It is a transcript of the gene BUD3, whose product is annotated as Bud3p. The record is from RefSeq and is marked provisional. The coding region runs from base 1 to 4437 and encodes 1478 amino acids. The transcript has a single exon. Gene Ontology annotation, molecular function: guanyl-nucleotide exchange factor activity. NCBI's taxonomy places the organism in Eukaryota, Fungi, Ascomycota, Saccharomycetes, Saccharomycetales, Saccharomycetaceae.